UCACUUUUCGAUUUUGACAUUUCGUUCCACGGUUUCUCGUAUUCCGCUUUCGCAUCUGAAAAUUAAAUUAAAUUAGUAAACAUGUCUGAUUUAUCGGACUUCUCAAGCGCAAAGCCUGGAGAUUCAGAGCUGCAGGACUUCCUUUUGGCUGAGAAGCAGAAGGCACAGUUUCAUGCCCAGAUCCAUGAGUUCAAUGACUUCUGUUGGGACAAGUGCGUGGACAAGCCUGGCUCCAAGCUGGACUCUCGCACCGAGACUUGCAUCACCAACUGCGUGGAGCGGUUCAUCGACACCUCCCUGCUCAUCACCAACAGAUUUGCUCAGAUGCUCGAGAAAGGAGGCGGAAUGCACUAAUUGUUUAUAGUUUAUAUUAAACUUGAUUUUAAGAUUGACUGCUAGUCAAAACGUGUUAAAGCUGAAACUGUGUAAUUAUUGUAUGCCAUCUGUUCAGACUUUAGUAAUUGGUUUAUGGUAUGGUCUAGUGAUAUGGUCACGGUAACUACUGUGUACAGAUACAAAAUAUUAUAUUACCAAGAAUAGAAUGCAUUUUUGCAAAAAGGGAUACACUUAAAUAAACUUAGCACUGGCACUGUGCAGUCAAGUAGGUUCUAAUAUUGUUGAUAAAAUUGAUGAAUGUUGAGUUAGUGUUAUAGUAAAAUGUGCUGGGUUGCAUUUAUUAAAAAUAAUUGCAGUU
Molecule: messenger RNA, 694 nt
Organism: Plutella xylostella (diamondback moth)
Lineage: Eukaryota; Metazoa; Arthropoda; Insecta; Lepidoptera; Plutellidae
Gene: Tim8
Product: translocase of inner membrane 8
Source: RefSeq, a predicted model, not a curated record